ACCUCAUAGAGGUAUAUCUACUCUCUCUCUCUCCCAUCUCUCUCUCUCUCUCUACACAACAGAUUCUCCUCUCGAAUCUUUACGAUGUCCGAUCGGCACUCUGGCUUCGGCCAACAUCGGAGAGCACCAAGACCCAUCACCGCCACCUACUCCACCAAUCAAGGUGGUGGAUUUCUCGGCAAGUUCCAUGAACAUUCUCCAAGUUCAACCCAACUCAUGGGAUUCUUGACCCUCAUAAUCUCCGGAGGCAUCUUACUCCUCCUCACCGGUCUGACCGUCACCACCAUUGUUCUGGGUCUGAUCUUCUUGGCUCCUUUGCUCAUCAUAUCGAGCCCCAUCUGGGUACCGGCGGCGGCGAUCCUCUUCGUUUCCGUCGCCGGGUUUUUGUCGAUGUGCGGCUUCGUUGUGGCUGUCACAGCCGCUCUCUCUUGGAUGUACAGGUACUCAAGGGGGCUGAACCCGCCCGGUUCGAACCGGGUUCAGUAUGCCAGAAGCCGGAUCGCCGAUACGGCGACUCACGUGAUAGACUAUGCCAGAGAGUAUGGUGGAUAUUUGCAUGGUAAGGUGAAGGACGCAGCUCCCGGUGCGUGAUUGCGAAGGACAGGAGAACCGGCCGGGUUAAGUGUGAACCGGUUUUUCUGUUGACAUGAUUUGAUGUUUUGUCAUUUCAUUUGUAGUUUUGUGGAUCUAAUUGAAAUGUGGUGUGGGUUGAGGCAGCUGUGAACCGGAAUGUGAUGAACCGGGUUUAUUGAACAUGUUUGAUAUUUUCCUUUGUGUCAUGAAUUCGUCAUGUUUGUAUGUACUGUGAGCACUGUGCUGACUGAUAUAUCUUAUAACUUUUAUUUAUUUA
This is a messenger RNA of Cornus florida, 850 nucleotides long. Its product is annotated as oleosin G-like. The transcript has a single exon. Gene Ontology annotation, biological process: lipid storage. NCBI's taxonomy places the organism in Eukaryota, Viridiplantae, Streptophyta, Magnoliopsida, Cornales, Cornaceae. The coding region runs from base 85 to 591 and encodes 168 amino acids. The record is from RefSeq and is a predicted model, not a curated record. Gene Ontology annotation, cellular component: membrane; monolayer-surrounded lipid storage body.